AGGAGACGGGAGAGAGUCAGGGGGGAUGGGGUCACAGGAGGGAGAAUGAGGCCGGUGACAGCCGCAGCAGUUACGACAGGGAGUCACACGGGUUGAGAGAGCGGUCCCGUCAUAGCGGUGACUUGGCCAGGAGACUGAACGGAGAUGCGGCCAGAGACACUGAUGAAGUCAGAGAUGGAGGCAGUCUCAGAGACAUGGAUGGAGGCAUUGAAAGGGAGAGAGACCGAGGGAGGAGCUGGACCUACAGAGAGGGAUCAGACAGACAUGUCCACUUUCAGGAUCAGUCUAAGCGCUGCCACAGUUACCACGGCGACCGCAGCAGCGGAGUGUGGGAGAUGCUCGGACAGGUGCUGAGAGAGAGGGGCGUUGCUGUAAGAUUCCAGAGUGGGUCACUGCAGGUCAGAGGUCAGGCAAGGGACAGCCUGGUGCUGGAUGGGAGUGAUGUCUCAUAUAGUGACACCCAAUCACAACAGAGGGCUUUCCAGAGGGCCACACCCAGCAGGCGCAGUUACCAUGGUGAUGGAAGGGAAAGGAGAAAACCGCCACACAGGGGGGAGAGAGACAGAGGUUCUGGAGGAGACCCUUCCAGGGACCAUGACGACACUCCGAGAGAGGAGCAUUGUGGGCCAGAGUUCUGGGAGGAAGAGCAGAGUCGCGGCGGGAUCAAAGAGAGAAGCGGAAGCCAGAGGAGGAGGAGAGACGGGGCCCGCUCAGGGAGGCCAGAGGAGAGGCUGCAGGGCAGGCGGACCCUGAACGAGCACAGAGUCAGGAGAAGUGUGAGUGAACGCUGGCAUGGGCACAAGGAGGAGGAGGCGUACUGCUCAGAGGAGGAGCAGGAGAGGAGGGAGGAGAGGCCACGGAGCCUCGCGCAGCGCAGCCAAAGCUUCUGCAGCCGAGGCGCCUCAACCAGGGCUAGGGCCAGGCGUGGAGGAGCAGGGGCGGGGCUGAAGCCUGAGGGGGCGUGCCUGGAUAUGGGGGAGCUGCAGCAGGUGCUGUUGGAUGAGGAGCUGGCCCGCAGGCUGCAGGAAGAGGAGGAGAGACUCCUCCGGAGGAGUCCCCAGCCUACACCCUCUCCACUUAACUCUUACCCAGAAGGAGACUUCAGAGUUGCACAAGUGGCUCAGGAUGAGGAAAUUGCCCGCUUCAUGCAGAAGCAGGAAAUGAAAUCUAAGCGCCAGUCGCGUGAGCUGGAUGUCCUGGAGUCAUGGCGUGAUCCCAGAGAAACGUCCCACCCCCAGGACAGGAGACCACCCAGGGAGAGACAGAGAGAGAGACUGGACUCUGAGGGUCUUCCUUCUCCCAGUGAGGACUACUCCCCACACCAGCAGCCUCCCAGCCCCACCUCUACCAGCCUACAAGCCUUUCCAAUCCGAAAUAUUGCUGAGGAACUGGACCCGACCUUCAAGGCCAGGAGGCAGAGCAAGGACAGCCUCCGAGUGGGACAGACCAUGUCAGGCUCCCCAGCCUGUCAGUCACCUCCCGUCCCUCACUCCGGUCGACACGACUUCCUGGAGGAGCCUGCCUUCAUCCCGCCCACCAAGCGGCACAGUGACAAAUCAGGAUGCAUUAAACCCAAAGAAAAGAAGAACUGCAAGCAGCAGUGACAGGAGAUCCUCGAAGCACAAUGAUCAUCUUUAUAGAAAAGCUCAACUAAACAGUCAGUCCACUGCUCUGACAGGCGGCAGUUAGACUUUCUCUGUUGAAGACCUAUCUCACUUAGAUGUCCCAAGUAGCACUUUAAAUGGACUGUAAAAUUGAUUUAUUGGUUUACAAAUCAUAGCAUGUACUGGAGCUCUGGUUAGGGCUCCUAACCCAGUAGUGUUCAAAAGGGAACAAUGACAGUUGAACAGACCAUGGAUCUUCAGUGGUUGUGAGAGAACAUUGAUGUCAAACACUACCAAUUGUGUUAAUUACUUUUAUUUGUUGUUUGGGAGACAUGAUGGGAGAUACUCUGCUUCACUCUUGGCAGCACAGCAUGCAUCUAAGCACUCCAGCUGAUAGGCCUAUACAGUGCAGACAGACAGGCAUC
Osmerus eperlanus (European smelt) is the source of this 2029-nucleotide messenger RNA. It is a transcript of the gene ccdc187, whose product is annotated as coiled-coil domain containing 187. The record is from RefSeq and is a predicted model, not a curated record. Bases 195 to 1604 code for a protein of 469 amino acids. The transcript has 7 exons. NCBI's taxonomy places the organism in Eukaryota, Metazoa, Chordata, Actinopteri, Osmeriformes, Osmeridae.